This is a messenger RNA of Sinocyclocheilus anshuiensis, 699 nucleotides long. It is a transcript of the gene airim, whose product is annotated as AFG2 interacting ribosome maturation factor. NCBI's taxonomy places the organism in Eukaryota, Metazoa, Chordata, Actinopteri, Cypriniformes, Cyprinidae. The transcript has 4 exons. Gene Ontology annotation, cellular component: cytoplasm; nucleus. Bases 1 to 609 code for a protein of 202 amino acids. The record is from RefSeq and is a predicted model, not a curated record.
AUGUCCAGUGCUGUUUUGUUAUCAUUGCACCAACAACUGAAAAAAUGCUUUGAGACGUUAAAAGCGAAUAAAAGCGUUUGGGACGGUGAAUUAGCUGAAUGUAAACCUCUCAUGAGCUCUCUUGGAAACCUUGCAGUGCAGUUGAAGGCAUUGAAAAGCGUUCAGAUUGCAACCACACCUCUUGCCAGUUUCCCUAGUUUACAAGAACGCCUAUAUUACAAACUGUCACUGGCUGUGGAUGCAGUUCUGGGAAAACUAGCUGAGAAAAUGGAUGCUCUUCAGAGUGUGCGGGAUGCCAUCAGUCAACAGGUGUCUGCUGUUUUCCAGUUCUAUGAGAAGAACACAGACACUCUUGACAUUGCUGGUUGUGUCUCCAGAUCAGCCAUCUGUCCCUCCAUCUCAGACAUGUUAGAGUGGCUUCAAGAUGCAGAUCGCUAUUACCGCCUACAAUUAGUGCAAAGAAGGAACCUUCUGCAGACGCUGACACCCAAUGACCUUACGUUAAUGGAAACGGCACCAAAGAAAUGGGAAUCUCUACAUUCAGCUACUGGAGAGGAGAGAAUUGCAGAUGCAUUGUGUCAAGUAUCAUUCUUCAUGGAGACUGAAUGAAUGUCAGCUGUGUUAUCAAGAAGUCAUUUCCACAUCCUGUGUUGGCUGUUGUUCUCAGUAUGUCAAUGAAGGAUCCUUUACAAAAAAAAA